Molecule: messenger RNA, 758 nt
Organism: Dermatophagoides pteronyssinus (European house dust mite)
Lineage: Eukaryota; Metazoa; Arthropoda; Arachnida; Sarcoptiformes; Pyroglyphidae
Cellular component (GO): membrane
Source: RefSeq, a predicted model, not a curated record
GUUUGAAAAUUCAAAAAUUCAAAAUUCAAAAUUUUUUUCAUUUGUCAUUAUCAAUCAGACAGAAAAAAUGGCUGAAAAUGUCAGUUUUCAUCGAAUCAUUCAGUCGUUCAUCACGAAUCUUCGUGUCAGAAAGACAUCAAACAAGUGCCUUUCAUCCAAAGCAGACAUUCAAUUCAGCGAAAUUCAAUUCAACGGAAACGAAACGAAAUUCUUCAAAAAAAAAAUGUGCUGGGAAACUGAACGCAGAGAAGAAAUGUGGUGUUGUGCUGCAUCGGUUGCAUUUUUCUGUCCACCAUUAGCCGUAUUAUUAUUACAUGGUUGUGGAAUGGAUUUCCUACUAUGUUGUAUACUGACAUUUUUCUGUUAUAUUCCUGGAUUUUUACAUGCAUUAUGCAUAGUAUUCUGUCCGGAUCGUAUAAAUCCAAAGAAAAAAUUUCAAAUGACCGAGCAAGCAUGUCGCGAACGUGAAAAAGCCGAAUAUCUUAAUCGUGCCCGUGAACGUGAAGAAGCUGCUAUUCGACAAGCUGCAGCUAUUCAGCAACCAUCGCCAACAUCUCCAGAAUCCCCACCAUCCCCACCACCGCCACCACCAGUAUUGCCGGAAAUUUCUCGACCAUAGAAUCGUAUGGAUUUCCAGAAAAGUUUUCCCGAAAUGUUUUUCCAGUUUUUCACAAUUAUCAUCAUCAUGACGAGUAAAUUUUUGAAAAAAAAUUCAAAAAAUUCAAAAAAAAUUUAAAUAUCUGCCCUGUCAUUCAAUC